UUCUGCCUUCGCGUCACGCGUUUCUCAAGCGUGUCCAGUUUGUCCAUGGCCUGAAGUCCGCAGCAUUCACCAUUCAAUCAUAACACCGCCUGCCCUGGACCUGGCGCAUCGCAAUCCGGAAAGACAUCUAGUGGUAUCUCGAGGUGAAUUGUACUUGGUCUUGUCGUCGUGCGGUCGGUUCAAUCUCUGAGUCCGAUUGACUGCGCGCCCCUCGACCAUCGAACAGCACGCGUGUGCAUAAACAGCACUCUACCUCCUAACAAACCAUGGAGGUCGCCUCCAGUCCCCCCAACGGCACAGCUGAGUCGCGCCGCAAGUCCGGGAGAGUGGUGCGCAAACCGGACCUUUUCUCGCAAGAGCACCACGACAGAAGCACUCUCCGCAACGGCGCCACGAAACGGAAGCGAACAACCGAGGCUACCGCGGCGGGCGGUGAUGACGACGAUGACGAGAAUGAACAGAUUGAAGAGGACGAAGAAUCGGAGACCGAAGAUGGAGACAGCGAAGGUGAGCCAGACGAGGAAGAACUCAAGGCCAAGCGACGAGCGCAACGAGCAAGAAGACCAGCCGCGAAGCCUGCUACGAAGAGAGCAAAGACGGCCAGUGGUCCUAGUACGACCUUAGCCAUUCGCUCCGUCAAUGCACAAACCAAGUCUGGGUCCAAAGCUUCGAAGGCCCAAAGGGCACGCGCUCGUCCCAGCCAGGCGCAUCAACAGGGACUGUAUGCCGAAGUGUUUGGAAAAGGUCGCUCUCCCGAAGACGCGGCAUCUGUGUGGUUUCAAUCCCUACAGGAAGACAGCGUCGCAGCCAUACGCGAUCUGAUCAACUUUGUUCUGCAAUGUAUCGGGUGCAACUCCAAAGUCGAGUCUCAGGAUAUCGAAGACCUGGACUCUGUCCCCAGCAAGCUUGGAGAUAUUCUUCAAGAAUACGAACAACAAGCACCGCCCGAUUAUCCACUCGUCUCCAAGCAAAAGCAAUAUGCGGGAUUUCAGACUGUGUUGGAGGAGUUUUUCAAGGCCAUCAUCAAGAUCCUGCAUACUUCAUCUGUUUUCUAUGACCAACCCGAGGUCUACGAUAACAUCCAUGUGUGGAUAGCCACCAUGUCGGGAGCGAAUUACAAGUCGUUCAGACAUACUGCCACCGUCAUAUCCCUGGCCAUGAGCACAGCAUUGUGUGAGGUAGCAAAGGAGUUACAGGAGACCAUGGCAACACUCAAGACGCAGCUUGACGCGGAAAAGAAGAAGAAGAGUGUCAACAAGGGUCGUGUCAAGACGAUCGAGGAGAGUCUAGCGUCCGCUGAGAAAAAGCUGGAAGCGAUCGAUGCUCAGCUGAGAGACGCCUUCGACACUGUCUACGUGCAUCGAUACCGCGAUGUUGAGGAAAGAAUUCGAGCUCCGUGUGUCGCCGCCUUGGGUAAUUGGAUUGUGCUCUACCGCAAGAUGUUCCUCGAGGGACAAUAUCUCCGGUACCUGGGAUGGGUGUUGAACGAUACGAGCGCUGCCACGCGACUGGAAGACAUCAAGCAGUUGAAGAACUUGUUCAAGAAUAAGAAGAAUAUUGGCGCUUUGAGGGCGUUUACGGACCGCUUCCGACCCAGACUGGUCGAGAUGGGAACAAGGGAUGCCGACAUCAGUGUCAGGGUCGAGGCGAUCGAACUGUUGGACAGACUUCGAGAUGCUGAACUGCUUGAGCCGGACGACAUCGACACUGUUGGGCGGUUGAUUUUCGAUAGUGAGCCCCGUGUCAGAAAAGCAGUGGCCAAGUUCUUUGUCUCCAACAUCGAAGAUCUCUACCGGGCAAGCAUUGAAGAUCUGGAAGAAGAACAAUACCAGGCAGCCUUACCAGCACCAGACGAAGUGGACGAUUUCACGGUCCCUACACAAGCUUGGAUCAAGCUCAAGUGCUUGGGGUCCAUCCUUGCGGGCUACGACAACGACGAGGAAUCUCUGGAUGGUUUGAAUGCUCAGACUCUACCUCUCAACUUUACCGUCGACUCGCGUUAUACCCUAGCCACACAGGCCAUCUAUCCUUAUAUGCCGGAACUGCAGCAUUGGGAAUCCCUUGCAGGGUAUCUUCUCUACGACCACUCUUCGAUCCCCUCGGAAGCCAACGACGAAGACAUUGGCCUCCAGAUCCAACAAAUCUACAAGCUAAGUGGAGGCGAAGACAUCAUUCUACUUGAUGUCCUCUAUGCAUCAGUCAAGCAAUACUUGCAGUCAAUCAUGGACACGCCAACAAGUCGAAAGACUAACGCAAGUAAAGACGAGAUUCGGCAAAAGCAAGAAACUGCCGCCCAAAACCUGACCGUCAUCAUCCCGCAACUUCUCAGCAAGUAUAGCAGUACGCCACAGGCGGCAUCUUCAGUCCUUCGAAUAGAGCAGUUGCUCGACAUCGGUCUGAUCAAUGAUUUGCAGAGCGGCGAGGCGGCUUAUUCGGCCAUCCUCGACGAUAUCAGCAAACAGUUCACAUCACAUUCGGACAAGAAAGUGCUGGCGGCCGCAAGUGUGGCGUUCCGCAACGCCAGGAGUUACGAGCAGAGCAAAGAAGCCGCAGACGCCAAAGUCCAAGAAAUCUGGACCGAGUCAGUGACCACGCUCGCCAAUCUUCUGCGCGGCAAAGACGUCGAAACGAGAGGCUCCCUUGACCAAUCCAUCCUCAGUGAAGUCGUCAACACCACACUACGUCUGGCCGAACUAGCCGGCAUAUACGACUGUACGCACAUCAUCGAAGGCAAUCUGGAGUCUGGAACAUCCAAGAAAAACCAAAAGGGCAAAAACGCGGCAGCAAGGAACAGCCAAGCUGGGACAACGACCUUGCUAGACCUUUUGCUUCAGCUCUUGAAACGAGGUGAGCCGGACGAGGAAACAACACCGGCCUCUGCCGAGCUAGAAGACCAGCUGUGCAUGGCAUUGAUUGAGCUGUUUUCCCGCUACUUUCGAUGGAAAGUAGUUGGCUUGAAGAAAGCCAUUGCGGCCAACGACAAGGCCGAGCUGACGACGAGGAACCUGACCAGCUUUGCGAUGACACGUUCGACUUUCGUCGAGACUGUUGCACCGAUCAUUCUGCUGCGGUCCCCCUUGGAUCCGGUGCGAUACACGGCGAUUGUCAACGUGCUGGAGCUGUUCGCUCUGUUCUCGACCAUCCGCAAUAUGCAGCCUGAUAAGGGCGGCCAGGAGCUGGACGAAGAUGUCCAACGCAACCUCCAUAGCUUGAUCACUAGUGUUCCAGAGGACAUUCUGCGAGAAGUCAUGGUCACUCAUGAGCGGUUGGAGAAGUCGUUUGCGAAGAAGACGCGCCGAAAGAUCGAGACGAGCGAUAAGCACGACAAGAAGAAGACCAGGCACGCCGAUACUCCCCCCGAAGAAACGCAAGAAGAGAUCGAGAAGCCGCCGGAGGAUUCUGACGAUGAAGCUGAUGAUGAUGAUUCUGAUUCUGGGGACGAGGAUGACGGGGAUGAGGCAGCAGCAGCAGGAGGCCGCAGUGCCAAGAAGCAAGCCGCCUUGCUCGCCGAACAGCAUCUCUGUGAGUUGACGAGCAAGAUCAUCUUUGCCCUGGUUGGAGGCGCCAUCAAGGACUCGGAUGCCGAGAAUGUCAAACACAGGUUGAUGCUGAACCGCACCAAGUUGGGCAAGAACUAUUCGACCCUUUUGUCGUACCUCGAUGAGAAGAAGGAGAAGAAGAGAAAGACGUCGGCGAAAGCAAAGUCUACAGGCGAAAACAAUGGUGAUGGCGCAAAGGGUAAAUCGACCAGGUCGUCGCUGCUCAAAAACCCCAUCUCGGACGAAAUGGUUCUUGAGGACGAUGACAUUGAAGAUCCCGAUGAUGAUGAGGAGCACGACGAGGAAGAGGCACACAGACAGCGCGAAUUGCUGGAAGAUGAGAACGACGACCGCAUCGAAGAUCACCAGGACGAAGAAGCCCAGAAAGACCGUCGUGCUGAGACCGAUGCUGACGCUGCGGAGGACGACGAUGAUAUCAUGGGCGAUUGAUUCCAAACUGCCCGCCUGGUACUUACUUCUAUGAAAGGGUUCGGCUUGACCUCCACUAGAUGGAUCGAUUCGUGGAUGAGACGUCUCCUGUCAUUGUGCUGGAUUUAUGUCUGGAUGGUUAUGUGUCGGGUUUGUUUUUUGCUUCCUUACGCUCCAGGUGCUGGUCCCGGUGGCUGGUGGAGGAUGAUAGACCAGUACUACCACAUCCCUAGUGUACUAGCUUUAUUCAAUCGGUCCACAGAUCAGAGGUUAAUGGUUCGAAUUGCUGCAAAAUUGAACAGGGCCUGAAAUUAAAGAGUUGC
Molecule: messenger RNA, 4291 nt
Organism: Exophiala dermatitidis NIH/UT8656
Lineage: Eukaryota; Fungi; Ascomycota; Eurotiomycetes; Chaetothyriales; Herpotrichiellaceae
Product: cohesin complex subunit SCC3
Exons: 1
Coding region: 267-3989 (1240 amino acids)
Biological process (GO): sister chromatid cohesion
Cellular component (GO): cohesin complex; chromatin; nucleus
Molecular function (GO): chromatin binding
Source: RefSeq, a predicted model, not a curated record